Penicillium waksmanii is the source of this 1317-nucleotide messenger RNA. RefSeq names its product esterase/lipase family protein. The coding region runs from base 1 to 1317 and encodes 438 amino acids. The transcript has 3 exons. The record is from RefSeq and is a predicted model, not a curated record. NCBI's taxonomy places the organism in Eukaryota, Fungi, Ascomycota, Eurotiomycetes, Eurotiales, Aspergillaceae.
AUGCUCGGCAAUGACUCCCAAAAGCGCAAGACGCUCCUGUUCGUCUUCAUUCACGGCUUCAAGGGCGAUGAUGAUACAUUCGCUAGGUUCCCUGGAGAUAUUCGCUCGCUUCUUGGCUCACAUCUCUCUGCUUUGAAUAUCGAGGUGGCCAUCUACCCGAAGUAUGAGACGAAAGGCGACCUGAAGGAAUCUGUUGCAAGGUUAAGAGAAUGGUUGCAGAACACUGUGAUUGACUUGGAGGUCGCAAACGAGACACCAUCCCCGACGGUGGACCCUUCUGUUCACGUUUUCCUUGUCGGACAUUCCAUGGGUGGCAUUCUUGCUGCCGAAACGUUACUUCUAUUGGCCAAUGAGCAACCCAUUCGUUCGAAACCUGACGAGACGGCUCAAUCAAGGGAAGAGCCUAUCAUCGAGCCUGACACCUUUAUGUUUCCCCAUAUACAAGGCGUGCUCGCCUUCGAUACUCCGUUUCUAGGUAUCGCACCAGGGGUUGUAUCAUAUGGAGCUGAGGGGCAUUAUCACAACGCAACCACGGCAUACAACACCUUCAACGAGGUUGCCGGCAUCUUCGGCUAUGGUAAAAAGGGUGAAUCUACUGGCUCAUCCGCUUCUCCUGCUGCCACCGCCCCUGCAGUCGAUGCGGCAAAGCCCCUUCCUCCUUCGACGGAUGCUGCUGCAACCCCGUCCUGGCAACGAUGGGGUCGAUAUGCCAUGUAUGCUGGUGCUGCUGGCGCCGUUGCAGCUGGCGGUGCCGCUGCUCUGUACUCUCAGAGACAGAAUCUAUCCGCAGGCGUGAACUGGGUUUCGUCGCAUCUCGAGUUCGUCGGCUGUCUGGGGCGGUCAUCUGAUCUGCGGCAGCGUCUUGCUAGCUUGUCUAACGUGGAGAAUGAUCGCAAUAUUCGAUGCGUGAAUUUUUUUACCUGUCUCGGAGACGGAGCCUCAUCCCUUGUGCAGAAGAAAGAGGUGACGAAGACGUCCUUCAGUCAGAAGAUCAUUCGAUCUAACCACAGAACUUUCUGUACACUGCCUCCUGAAGUUGAAAACGGCGAGCAGAAUGAACUUGCCCGCCAACCGGGACUGUACUGGCACAAAGCCACCAACAACAGGGCAACGGACGAGGUCAAGGCACAUGUUAGCAUGUUUUUGCCCAAAGAGAACCCCGCUUAUAUGACGCUAGUUGGAGAGGCUGGCAGGCUCAUCAUCGGAAUGAUCGAUCGGGGCUGGCGAUGCUCCGGAGCGGAACCGGAUCGAGAAGGGACCGGUCAGAAUUCGGCGGGCGAUGAAUCCACAGAUAGCGACAUCGUGCUCAUCGAGUGA